Molecule: messenger RNA, 1086 nt
Organism: Didymosphaeria variabile
Lineage: Eukaryota; Fungi; Ascomycota; Dothideomycetes; Pleosporales; Didymosphaeriaceae
Gene: TES1
Product: acyl-CoA thioesterase
Exons: 3
Coding region: 1-1086 (361 amino acids)
Biological process (GO): fatty acid catabolic process; acyl-CoA metabolic process
Cellular component (GO): peroxisomal matrix
Molecular function (GO): fatty acyl-CoA hydrolase activity
Source: RefSeq, a predicted model, not a curated record
AUGUCGACCUUCAUCCGUCCGCCGCCCAUUGAUCCCUCGCAGUCGGCCAUUGAGAACACGCUCGAGCUCACCCAGCUGUCAGACAUUGACCCCGAUCUUUUUACGAACAGGCGUCCGCUAUGGCAUCCUCCGGGAGCUCGCGGUAUCUACGGCGGAGCUGCCAUUGCCCAGACGCUGAGCGCCGCGCAGAAGACGGUUGAGCCGCAAUUCACCGUCCACUCCAUGCACUGCUACUUUGUCCUCGCUGGCAACUCGGAGAUCCCCAUAAUAUACCACGUCGAAAGAGUCCGGUCAGGAAAGAGCUUUGCGACGAGGACGGUGCAGGCGCGACAGAGAGGCAAGGUCAUCUUUACCACCACCAUAAGCUUUGUGCGACAGAACAGUGCGGGUGACAAGGUGUUGAAGCAUGCCGUGGAGAUGCCCGACGUACCGGGCCCGAUCGAAGGCAAAGACGACUUGGACUAUGGCCGCGCUUCAACAGGCCCAUUCCAGAGCCAGAGGAUAGAGAUCUUGAACAACGACUCACCACACCCCCACACGAAGAAGACCAGACAAUGGAUCAAAGCCCGCGGCACCAUAUCCCCUGCCGGAGGCCACGAAGCCCACCUCGCAGCUCUCGCCUACAUGUCGGAUAGCUACUUCAUCGGCACGGUCGCCCGCGUCCACAAGCUCUGGCGGUACGCCGCAGUGCGCAAGAGCAAGACCAAGAGCAGCAUAGAUGAAGAUGUCUUAAAGAAACUCCUGGCCAUGGACGACGAAGACCUCAAGCGUGUCAAGUUCCUCCAUCAGCAUGAAUUGGAGCGAAUACGUAAAUUCAAGAAUGGGGAGAGCGAUAAGCCCAAAGAACCGAAACAAGAGAUUGGCAUGAUGGUCAGCUUGGACCAUACCAUCUAUUUCCACGACCCGAGAGGGUUCCGCGCUGAUGAGUGGAUGUUCACCGAGAUGGAGACUCCUUGGAGUGGAGAUGGCAGGGGUCUUGUCUUUCAGAAGUUGUUUUCGCGGGAUGGCCGACUUAUUGCUACCUGUGUGCAGGAAGGCGUAGUUCGGUUGCGACAAGAUACUGAAACCGCGAAGCCCAAGUUGUGA